Molecule: messenger RNA, 1344 nt
Organism: Heterobasidion irregulare TC 32-1
Lineage: Eukaryota; Fungi; Basidiomycota; Agaricomycetes; Russulales; Bondarzewiaceae
Exons: 2
Coding region: 1-1344 (447 amino acids)
Source: RefSeq, a predicted model, not a curated record
AUGCUCCUCCACGACGACCACGAUGCUUCGUCUCCAUCCAGAAACUCCUCCCCCGAUGUUGUCCUUAUGGUCGCCAAUCCAGAUGUCGAACGAGUGGAAAGAGAAACAAGUCCUCACCGACCAGAUGCUGGACAAAUUGAUAGAGGAACAAGUCCUCAACAACCAGGACCUACCGGCGUCCUCCUCACCCCUCAUCUCAACAACUUCUCCGACGACGACGCCGAAGACUAUGCCAACCUUGGCCAAUUACCAGUGGGAGUUCCACCUCCUAGUGAAGGCACGCCAAAUAGUGGAGUUGCAGGUCCCUCGGGAUUUCGAGCAAGAACGGCAGCUCAACUCCCAAGCCAUGGAGAAGCUGAACCAAUACCAGUUCUAUCAGAAACUGCACCUCCGCCAGUACCAACUAGUGGACUGAUUCCCAGCCCCGUGGGAGGACCUACCCCUCGUACAGAUCCUCACGCCGGAGAACUGGAGCGACACGCGGACGCGCUCCUCCAGCGGAACACCAUCUCCGCGGUAAUACAAAUGGCCACAGCCAUGGCCCUCCAAAGACUCGCUAACUUCUCGGCAGGACAACCCAGGAACGAACAUAGCGACGUACCUCGACGACUGGCUAGUGCCAGUCUCCAGAUCAGAACGCUCGCCCUCCAAACCGACCCGGACACAGCCUCCUGGUACGCCCACAAUGACGGGCGACCCCGAGCCCUCCUCAUCCACCCUGACGAGUUCUCCCAAUACGUCAACCGAGAGCUCCUUCCAGCUCUCCUCUUCGGAGGAGAAUUGGGAAACGUCCAGCCAAGCAGAACCGACCCUUUCCGAGUUGUCACUUGGAACGUACCACGUCCCGGAGAACAUCCCACGCCUGUACCAAAUCCAAGGAGGGUUCCGCGUACGGUCGUGGAGCGCCCUCCACCGAGACAACGAGAGGUUCCUACAGCGCAUAGCCAUACCGCGACUCCCCCCUCUCACCGGAUACGAGGUUUUCCCUUAUCCCAAGGAAAUACCGACGAGGAGGAACCGCCCGUCUAUCGAAGAAAUGAGGGAAGGCGGAGUCGGGGAAACCAGGCAACCCUCGGACGCGGAACAACUGCUGGCCGGAGUAUUCGACACCGGCCUGGAUCGCCUCCUCCUAGUGCUCGAUUUCGUACGAACGAAAGAGAGGAUGACCGAAGUAGCCGCAGAACUCGCCGCACUGAUUCGGAGGCUCGAAGAAAUAGCUCUUGGACUAGAUCCGAGCUCGAUGCAUGGGAUGCUCUAGACGAUCCAGGAAAUUACGACGAAGCGGACCCCUACUACCGACCUGACGAAGGGGGCGGGGAUUAUCAGGGACCCUUCGAUUAUUAA